This is a messenger RNA of Enterobius vermicularis (human pinworm), 873 nucleotides long. The record is from the annotation of a GenBank genome assembly. NCBI's taxonomy places the organism in Eukaryota, Metazoa, Nematoda, Chromadorea, Rhabditida, Oxyuridae.
AUGAACACCGCUGAUCUGAGGUCUCGUAUGACAUUUGAAAUAUUCGAUCCUGAUGACAAGUGUGUAACCAAAAUGGAAAAUCUGGAUAAUUAUCGUACUUUUUUUGGCAUUAUCUAUACUCUACUUGCAGUAUUAUCCUUGGCUUGCUUAAUUAUUGUAACUGUUACGCUCUAUGUUAUUAAUCGUACCAGAAAGAUUUUGGCAUACGUAUUCAUAAACUUUUUGAACAUUACGCAGUUAAUUUACAUGUUGCCAACGUUUGUCAUUGUUUUACCGUGUACACUUACUGAUUGUCAGUAUUAUACGGAUCGUAUAACAAUGAUAUUUGCUUGGCCGGACACUUUUGGUUUUUAUGCCGGUGCUGGAAUCAACUGUCUUAUUGCCCUUGAACGAUUGUCAAUAUUUCUGUUGCCGUCAUCGCAUAAAGUUCUUGAAAAAUAUGCAAAAGUUUGGUGCUCAAUUCCAUGGCUUAUUGGCAUUGCUUUUCUUGCUUUUACAAAUUCUAUUACAUGCCACAAAUGGUACAAUAAAUUCUCUAUGCAAUACACUUAUGAAUGCGGAAAUUGUACCAUUUUUAAUACAGUCAAUUUGCAGUUUGUUUUUUUAACUUUUACACUUAGCAUAUUUGUUAUUAUGGUUUGUGGAUAUGUUGUUGUUGUGAUUGCAAUAAAACGUAAACGGAAACUACACGGUAUUUCAUCGGGAGCUGGUCCAGAAAUUCAGUUAGUUGUAGUUGGUAUCGGAAAUGUUGGUCUUCAACCCUUUGCCAUUCUAAUCUUCAACAAAACAGUUCGAAAUGGCUUUAUAUCACUUAUUUCUCUUAACCGGCGAAGAGUAUUUAUCUUGAACAGUGUUCAAGUUGCAGUGUCAUAA